GAGACGACAACCCUCCAAGCAUGAUACUGCCAGUGUAACGUGCCAAGGUCGUUAUCCGUCUGGGCUCAAUUUCCAAGUCCUCGAUCAAGAAGGGCCCAUCACUGGCCACUCCUUCUCUGCAUAUACUGUGACAAUGUCGGGAUUUGGUUCGUUUGGGACUCAGAACCAGCCGGGGACCACCUUGUUUGGUGGCACAAGCACAUCAAACACCGGCACAAGUCCUUUUGGUAAUCCCCAACAAAACAAUUCGCAGUCUGGCACUUCCCUCUUCAGGGCUGCAGGGCCCGCGUCCAACUCAAUGGAUUCUACAAUGACACCUGGGGGACCCUUUGGGAACACCUCCAACCCAAGUGGUGGCAGCGGCUUGUUUGGAAACACAAGCACACAGCAACAGCAGCCAGCUCCCGGAGGUUUAUUUGGAGGUACCGCGAACGGGCAGCAGCAACCUUCAUCUGGAACCACCCAACCUUUCAGUGGCGGCUUGUUUGGGAACCUCGGUGCGCAGCAGCAGCAGCAGCCCGCAAACGGAUCGCUAUUUGGAAAUGUGCCUACGCCGGCGCCAGCACAACCGACAGGUGGGAAUCUGUUUGGCGGAACGUUCGGGGGUACAGCUGGAUCUGCGUUCGGAAACACCAACACCAGACAACCGGCUGGAGGAAACUUGUUCGGUACAGCUGCUGGAGCCAGCGGGAGUACACCGACGCAACAACAACCUGCAACUGGUCUCUUCGGAAGCACAACGACAACUUCCGCACCCGCAACAGGUGGCUUGUUUGGCAACACUAAUCCGUUAUUCGGGAAUAAAAGCCCGUCCAGUAUAUUUGGGAGCCAGGCUACACCAGCCAUCCCUACGACGACGACGACGACGACGACUACGACACCUUCGUUGUUUGGGCAGUCUAGUACGGCUACGCAACCAGCUACCUCGCUUCUUGGACAAUUCCAGGCAAAGCCUUCGGGAAACCUCUUCGGCUCGACCACCCAGCCCACUAGAACUGGAAGGCUAUUUGGUAGUUCCCUAGCACCACCGAUAACCUCUACUUCGUCACUACUCGGAUCAAGGUCAUCCUCGACAGCUGCAAAUCAACAGCAGAGCGACCCACAAUCUCAGUUUGCUGCGCUGACACAGAGGAUAGAUGCCAUAGCUGAAGCAUGGAACCCAUAUUCGUCGCAGUGCUGUUUUCAACAUUAUUUUUAUAAUCUGGUCGACCCUAGCCAGGCAAGCCUGUAUGGCCGACCGCCUAAUGCCACCAAUGAGGCCUUAUGGCAAAGGGCUGUGCGUGACAACCCCGACCCUACUUGCCUCGUUCCUGUUCUUGCACAGGGCUUUGAUGCACUCCAUACGCGCGUUGAAGCGCAGACUCAACAAGCAGCUGCUCAACAAGAAAAGCUGAAGGCAAAACGAUUGGUGUCACUGAAAGCGGUCCACAAUGACAACAAUAUGGCGCGGAUCCAACGCGCUAUAGCCCAGAACACCCAAAUUUCACACCGACUAUUGAAGUUAAUUCAACACCUGCACCUCUUAAUACCUGCUGUUCGUUCUUCUGCCAUACGCCCCGAAGAAGAGGCACUUCGCGCGGCCCUCGAGGAGAUCGAAGAAGAGGUUCGCCGGCCAGGCGGGACUAGUAAGAUGCGUGGUAAACUAAACGAGUUAUGGGCUUUGGUUGGUGCAGUAAAUGCUGCGAGAGAAAGGGGCAAAAAGGUAGGGGCAGAUGGUCCUACGGAGUGGACCGUGGUCGACGAGGAUGGCCUAAAGCAGAUUGCUCAGAUACUGGCUGACCAGCAUGCGGGCCUGGAACACCUCACUAAAGUUUUACAACGGGGCCUCAAAGAUCUCCGUGUGGUCACGGGAAAAGGAACUGAGGGGGAAAACUUGAGCACAGAAAAACUUUCUAGUUCAACUUCUUCGCUUCACGCGAGUACCUUGCGUUGACUGACUAUUGUUAUUGUUGUGUUGUUCCAUGACCAGCACAAAUGGGGCGUGGCAAUUGGCAACUGUGUAGUUCUUACAUAGAUAGGAGUACCUGGUUGUUGCUGUUGGUUUGUCUACAUAAUACAAAGUACUUUAGUC
Pisolithus orientalis is the source of this 2071-nucleotide messenger RNA. RefSeq names its product nucleoporin complex subunit 54-domain-containing protein. The record is from RefSeq and is a predicted model, not a curated record. Gene Ontology annotation, cellular component: nuclear pore central transport channel; nuclear pore. The transcript is spliced from 7 exons. Gene Ontology annotation, biological process: nuclear pore organization; protein localization to nuclear inner membrane; NLS-bearing protein import into nucleus. Gene Ontology annotation, molecular function: structural constituent of nuclear pore. Bases 134 to 1933 code for a protein of 599 amino acids. Lineage: Eukaryota; Fungi; Basidiomycota; Agaricomycetes; Boletales; Pisolithaceae.